GACGCCCCUCGCUCUCUCCCUCUCUCUCUAUAUCUCUCUCCCUCUCACUCUGCCUACAAAACCAGCCUCGCUCUGUCGUCCGUUCCCUUUUCUACCAUGGAGAUGUUAUUUAGAAGGUGGCGCUAGGCUCGUCUUUCUUUUAUUUCAUUUUAUUUAUUUUUUUACUUUCUCAUACUGAUAUGUACGACCAUCUGGAUCCGCGCUCGGCCGAGAGAGAGAGGCUUUUAGUUGGUAUAAUACAAGGAAGCGUCGCCUGAGAGAGGGAGAGAGAGGGGGAAGGAUUGACGCUUUUCCUCCUCUCCUACUCCUCCUCCUUCCUUUCGCCCCCCCUCUCCUCCUCUUUUUGGCGGAGAGAGGGGUUGAGGCUGGAAUAAACGCUUUUUUUUUGUUUUUGGAUUUUUUUAAUGCCUUUGAAUCCUACUGCGCAAUCAGACCGGAUCACGUGGGACUGGAGCGAGUUGGAUCGAUUUUGCACAGUUCAAUAGGAGAGAGAGGAAAACAGAGAGAGAGAAACUAACAACUCUUAUUUCUUGUUUGUGUUUUUUCUUCUACUUCUGUGGAUAACUGUGACUGUUGAUACUUUUUCUUUUUCGUGCCGUUAUUGCCAGAGAAGUGGGUGUUUGAGUGGCUUCUUUCUUUCAGCCUUGGAGGUGAGGAGUAUUAAUUCUUAUAUGCCUGGGUUUUGAAAAACAAUGGAGACGCACAUCUCGUGCCUCUUCCCGGAAAUUUUGGCCAUGAUUUUCAGUUAUCUGGACGUGAGGGACAAAGGCAGGGUGGCCCAAGUGUGCAUCGCUUGGAGGGAUGCAUCCUACCACAAGUCAGUGUGGAGGGGGGUGGAGGCCAAGCUGCACCUCCGCCGGGCCAAUCCCUCCCUGUUCCCCAGCCUCCAGGCCAGGGGCAUCCGGAGGGUCCAGAUCCUCUCCCUGCGCCGCAGCUUGAGCUAUGUGAUCCAGGGAAUGCCCAACAUCGAGUCCCUCAACCUGUCCGGCUGCUACAACCUCACAGAUAACGGGCUGGGCCACGCGUUUGUGCAGGAGAUCCCAUCACUGAGGGUUCUGAACCUGAGUCUGUGCAAGCAGAUCACAGACUCCAGCCUUGGCAGAAUAGCUCAGUACCUGAAGAACCUGGAGGUGCUGGAGCUCGGAGGCUGCAGCAACAUCACCAACACUGGGCUUCUCCUCAUAGCUUGGGGCCUGCACAGGCUCAAGAGCCUCAACCUGAGGUCCUGCCGGCAUGUCUCGGACGUGGGGAUUGGACAUCUGGCGGGCAUGACCCGCAGCGCGGCAGAGGGCUGCCUGAACCUGGAGUACCUGACUCUGCAGGACUGUCAGAAACUGACGGACCUGUCACUCAAGCACAUUUCCAAGGGGCUGACCAAGCUGCGGGUCCUGAACCUGAGCUUCUGUGGUGGGAUCUCAGACGCGGGGAUGAUCCACCUCUCCCACAUGGCCUCCCUGUGGAGCCUCAACCUGCGGUCCUGUGACAACAUCAGUGACACGGGGACCAUGCACCUCGCCAUGGGAACCCUGAGACUCUCCGGACUUGACGUUUCCUUCUGUGACAAGAUAGGGGACCAGACCCUGGCGUACAUCGCCCAAGGGCUGUACCAGCUCAAGUCGCUGUCCCUGUGCUCGUGUCACAUCUCGGAUGACGGGAUAAACCGCAUGGUGAGACAGAUGCACGAGCUGAGGACCCUGAACAUCGGACAGUGUGUGCGUAUAACGGACAAAGGGCUGGAGCUCAUAGCGGACCACCUGACCCAGCUGGCAGGCAUUGACCUGUAUGGAUGUACCAAGAUCACCAAAAGGGGACUGGAGAGGAUCACACAGCUCCCCUGCCUUAAAGUAUUGAACCUGGGACUCUGGCAGAUGACAGAGAGUGAGAAAGUGAGGUGAUUGGAAAUGUUGUUUUGUGUGUGUGCGUGUGUGUGUGUGUGUUCUCUUUUUCCUAGUUUUUUUUAAAGGGGGACAGACGGGCAGGAGAAGGGGAACUGUGGACGGGUGGGAAAACUUAUUUUUCUGAUUUGAAAAGAGAGGGAGAACCCUUCUUUUCCCCCUGCUCUGUUAAAGGUGCGCUUCUCCCAUGUUGCCAGAAUGUUCUGUCAAAAUAUUUUCCUUUCAUUUUGCCGUGCAGGAUCUACACGAGUGUUUGCUAUGACUUCAUAUUCUAAUAGGGAGAAAUAAAAAAGACAAAAACUGCUUUUUUUUCUUGUAAAAAUCCACAUUUGCGUUUAUUUCUUAGCCACAUAUUGAGGGUUUUUUUUUAACGUCGCACCAAAUUUCCAACACCGGGCUGGAUUAAUAACUUCAACGCGGUGUCGCUCUCUGCACACGUGCGAAUAAUCUGCUGCGUUUACUGACACUUGCUUCCACGUAGCGGCGAUCUAAAAAAAGUGAACCUGUGAACCUGCAUCCAUGAUUUAAGGCAAAGUUAAGUUUGGUUUUUCUUUCAAAAACUUGAGUGUGAGACUUUUAUUUUUGACAGUGAGUCUGGAUCUUCGCUACAGCCAUCACGCCUAAAACAAAAAAAAACACAAAAAUAACAUUUGGCUACCUCGUAUGUGGUUGUUUUCAAAGGGUGUAUACUGUUAAAAAAAAAAACAAAAAAAAAGGAAGGGGGAAAG
Solea senegalensis (Senegalese sole) is the source of this 2623-nucleotide messenger RNA. RefSeq names its product F-box and leucine-rich repeat protein 14b (gene fbxl14b). The transcript has a single exon. The record is from RefSeq and is a predicted model, not a curated record. Bases 693 to 1895 code for a protein of 400 amino acids. Gene Ontology annotation, cellular component: SCF ubiquitin ligase complex. NCBI's taxonomy places the organism in Eukaryota, Metazoa, Chordata, Actinopteri, Pleuronectiformes, Soleidae. Gene Ontology annotation, biological process: SCF-dependent proteasomal ubiquitin-dependent protein catabolic process. Gene Ontology annotation, molecular function: protein binding.